UUCUCAAUGGAUGGGGACUAUGUUAUUGGUGGUGUUUUCUCAAUCCACUACUACAUGCAAACAGUAAACCAUGACUACACUACCAUGCCUGAGCCAGUGAGAUGCAGUGGGAGCAUUAAUACCCGUGAGCUGCGCUUCUCACGAGCAAUGGUCUUUGCCAUCGAAGAGAUUAACAACAGCGCAGAGGUUCUGCCCGGGAUAAGGCUCGGGUAUCAGAUCUAUGACUCAUGUUCAUCAGUGCCCGUGGCAGUGCAUGUGGCAUUUCAGUUGUUAAAUAGCUUGGACCCUGUGUUUUACACAGGUGGCAACUGCUCACAAUCUGGUAUGGUGAUGACUAUUGUUGGUGAGUCUGGGUCUACACCAUCCAUCAGCAUGUCACGCAUCCUUGGGUCUUUUAAUAUUCCUCAAGUGAGCCAUUAUGCCACUUGCGCAUGUUUGUCUGACAAGCAGCAGUACCCGAAUUUUUUCAGAACAAUCCCCAGUGAUCGUUUCCAAGCUGAAGCGCUAGCCAAGCUGGUAAAGCACUUUGGCUGGACUUGGAUAGGUGCUGUUCGGUCGGAUUCAGAUUAUGGAAAUAGUGGCAUGGCAUCUUUUCUAGAAGCAGCACAAAAAGAGGGGAUCUGUGUGGAAUAUUCUGUAUCUUUCUAUCGGACUCACCCACAUAGCAGGAUCCAAGAAGUAGCAGGUGUUAUCCGCAGGUCUACAGCAGUGGUUAUUGUGGCAUUUGUUGCUUCUGGUGACAUGAAAAUUCUGUUGGAGGAGCUUUCACGUGAGCCUUCCCCACCUCGCCAGUGGAUAGGCAGUGAGUCAUGGAUAACUGAUUCAGAAUUUAGAAGGUUUAGAUUCUGUGCUGGGGCCAUUGGAUUUGGGAUUCAGAAGUCUGUAAUCCCCGGUUUCAGAGAUUUCCUGCUUAAUUUAUCUCCCUCUCAAGUAGCUACAUCCCCAAUGCUUACUGAGUUCUGGGAGGACUCGUUCAACUGCAAAAUGAAAAAAAGUCCUGUUGUAGGCAAGAAGAUAUGUGAUGGAACUGAAGACAUACAGAAUCUUCAAAUCCCAUAUACUGACACAUCUCAGCUCAGAAUUACUAACAUGGUGUACAAGGCUGUGUAUGCAAUAGCACAUGCCAUCCAUAAUACAGUGUGUCAGAGAACCAAUGGCAUAGCUAAGUGUGACAAACUAACCGAGUUAGAGUCCAAACAGAUUUUAGCUGAGCUGAAGAAGGUAAAUUUUUCCCGAAAUAGUUAUGAUGUGUCAUUUAAUGCUAAUGGGGAUCCUGUGGCUAUUUACGAGUUGGUUAACUGGCAGAAGAGUGAAACUGGAAAAACAGAGUUGGUAACAGUAGGGCUUUAUGAUGCAUCACUGCCAAUGGGCCAAGAGUUCCAGAUUAACCAGAGCAUAACCUGGAUGGAGGAUGGCACCCAAGUGCCAGUGUCAGUGUGCAGUGCCAGUUGUCCUCCAGGAACUCGUAAAGUGCUGCAGAAAGGAAAACCCAUCUGCUGCUAUGACUGUAUACUGUGUCCUGAAGGAGAGACUAGUAAUACAACAGAUUCAGCUGAUUGUUUACCCUGCCACAAGGAAUUCUGGCCUAAUGCAAAGAGAGACACUUGUAUCCCUAAGCCUGUAGAGUUUCUUUCGUUUGAAGACAUCCUUGGAAUCAUCUUGGCUACACUCUCUGUUCUGGGUGCUUGUCUGGCCAUUAUCACUGUAGCUAUAUUUUUUCAUCACAGGACAUCUCCAAUUGUCAGGGCCAACAACUCUGAGCUAAGCUUUCUGCUGCUCAUCUCACUGACUCUGUGUUUCUUAUGUUCAUUAACUUUCAUUGGAGCACCAUCUGAGUGGUCCUGCAUGCUGCGUCACACUGCAUUUGGGAUCACCUUUGUGCUCUGUAUUUCCUGUGUACUUGGGAAAACCAUAGUGGUUUUAAUGGCUUUUAAAGCAACACUUCCAGGUAGUAAUGUCAUGAAAUGGUUUGGUCCUCCACAACAAAGAAUGACUGUUGUGUCUUUCACCUUUAUUCAAGUUUUAAUAUGUACUGUUUGGUUGGUACUUAGCCCUCCAUUCCCAAUUAAAAAUCUAACCACAUACAAGGAGAAAAUCAUACUGGAAUGUGCAUUAGGCUCUGCUGUAGGCUUCUGGGCUGUGCUCGGUUACAUAGGCCUACUUGCUGCUUUUUGCUUUGUUUUAGCUGUUUUAGCUCGCAAAUUACCUGAUAAUUUCAAUGAAGCUAAAUUUAUCACCUUCAGCAUGCUGAUAUUCUGUACAGUUUGGAUCACCUUUAUCCCAGCAUAUGUCAGCUCUCCUGGGAAAUUCACUGUGGCUGUUGAGAUUUUUGCCAUUCUGUCCUCCAGCUUUGGACUAAUAAUGUGUAUAUUUGCUCCAAAAUGUUUUAUAAUUUUGUUUAACCCCGAGAAAAACACCAAGAAAUAUUUAAUCAACAAAAAUCCAACUUAG
This is a messenger RNA of Pelmatolapia mariae (spotted tilapia), 2451 nucleotides long. RefSeq names its product extracellular calcium-sensing receptor-like. Bases 7 to 2451 code for a protein of 814 amino acids. Gene Ontology annotation, biological process: G protein-coupled receptor signaling pathway. The record is from RefSeq and is a predicted model, not a curated record. Gene Ontology annotation, molecular function: G protein-coupled receptor activity. The transcript is spliced from 8 exons. Gene Ontology annotation, cellular component: plasma membrane. Lineage: Eukaryota; Metazoa; Chordata; Actinopteri; Cichliformes; Cichlidae.